AUGGUCAUUAAGUCUCUCCUCAUACUUCCGAGUCUCAUCCCCUGCAUACUGGCAGCAUGUAACACACAGUCCCCCUUCUACCCACCUCCAGGUUACAACCGCCAGGCCUCCGAGAUAUGGGAGACCCUCGGCAAAGUCGAAGCCGCGCUGUCGACUCUUGUCCGCAGCUCUACAGACCUCAAUAGAUCAUCUUAUUCAAUCGAGGUGACCUCAUCAAAUUCUACAUUAUGGUCGACGUUCCAUACAGCAAAGGAGAAGAAUGCCACCCGACCUGGAGCUGAGACCGUCGAUGAGACCAGUCGCUAUCGCAUCGCAAGCAUCACCAAGGUCUUUACUGUGCUGGGGAUACUCCAGCAACAUGCCGCCGAGAACCUCUCCCUCACAGACACGGUGGAUAAGUACCUCCCUCGCGACCGCAGAAAUGAAAUUGCCGGUAGCAUGCAGUGGGACAAAAUAACACUCCAAUCUCUGGCAAGCCAACUCUCUGGCGUCCCGCGCAACUGGACCCCAGACGCUCUGCCGAAAUGCGAUUCUCACAAGGACCCCCAUUCCUGCACCGAGGAACUACUCGAUAUCCUAGCAAGCAGACCGGCCUUGUUCGCACCAAAUGCCAAAUCGACAUAUUCCAACAUCGCCUUCGAGCUGCUGGGUCUCGUGCUCGCAAACGUGACCGGCACCACCUACGAGGAAUACAUCACGACCUCCAUCCUCCAGCCCCUAGGCAUGUCCCAGUCAUCCUUCGCCACACCCCCGGACAGCGUCUCCGUGCUCCCCAAGGGCGACUCAUGGUACUUCGACGUUGACAUGGGCGUGGAGAACCCCUCGGGCGGCCUAUACGUGCCCUCGAAGGACAUGUCGACCUUCCUCCGCUACAUCCUCGCGAACUACAGGGACAUCGCCGAUACGAAGCUAAACUGGCUGCUCCCUGGCUCCUUUAUGGCAGGGAUGGGCAACUUCUACGGCAUGCCGUGGGAGAUCUUCCGCACGGACAAGAUCCUUCUAGCGGACGGCGGCCAGGCGUGUGGAGGCAGGCCAGUGACGUUCUUUACCAAGGAAGGCGGGCACCCGGGGUACAGGACGCUGGUCCUCCUUGUGCCGGAGUAUGACCUUGGCAUCACCAUUUUCACCGCUGGGGACCGGUGGUUCCUGGAUGAGGUGCGGGAGAUGCUGACCGUCCCACUGAUCCGCGCGGCUGAUGAGCUUGCUGCGCGGCAGGUGGGGGAGACGUAUGUGGGAUCAUACAAAUCCGCGUCUGCAGAAGGGGGCGCCAAAUUCACACUAACGUACACGCCGACUCAUGGCCUCGAGAUCAGCGAGUGGGUUGUAAACUCCACAGACGUGCUCGAUUUUGUAUCCGAGCGCUUCCUUUCCCCUACGAGCACAGCCUUCCACGCUCAGUUGAUUCCCUCCGGCCUCUACAGAGACGAGGAGAAACAGGUAGGAGAGGUAUGGAGGAUCGCGAACGUGGUUGACAAAGAGGCUUCCACGGCCGUGUGGGAUGACUUCUACCUCACUGACGUAGAUCGCAUGACAUAUGCAGGCAGACAGUUCAGUGAUGUUGUUUUCUGGGAUAAGGAUGAGAAGACUGGUAUGUUUGGGAAGGUGGAGUUGACGGCCUUUGGGGUCAAUGUGACACGUGUGCUGGAUCAGAAGGCAGAAGAAGCCUCAUAUGAAAGACAGGAACUUUGA
Messenger RNA from Aspergillus clavatus NRRL 1, 1689 nucleotides. RefSeq names its product serine hydrolase domain-containing protein. Lineage: Eukaryota; Fungi; Ascomycota; Eurotiomycetes; Eurotiales; Aspergillaceae. The record is from RefSeq and is a predicted model, not a curated record. The transcript has a single exon. The coding region runs from base 1 to 1689 and encodes 562 amino acids.